AUGACAAGAUCUGACAGACCUCCGUGCAUUUGGAUUGACUUUGGGACGACCACACUCUCGCGGCAUCCCAUCACCUCCGGUCACCGGACUACCCAUCAUCAUUACCACCACCGUCGCUUUCCAGAUCCCAGACAGACGGCACACUUUGGCUGCGGACGAGUUCGUUUCGAUAUCCAUUUCAUGCUAUGGUCUCUUCGUCGGCCACCCUUCACCAUGGCCCUACCCUCUAGGCCCCAGGCCUACACCUGCGCUCGCUGCUUAGUGCUCGCAAGCGCCAGGCGCACCUUCUCCGUUUCCUCCUUCGCUCGAAUCCCACCGAGACAAACACAAGACUUCAACUCUGGCUUCACGAGUAGCUAUGAUCCCGCUUCUGAUGCUGGCCGAGGUCCCAUGUUCAACAAGAACAGCUUCGGCGUCCCUCAGUUUUACCCUCGGGACCUGAAGAAGCGGGUCGAUGACUAUGUUGUCGGGCAGGACCGAGCGAAGAAGACGAUAUGCUCCACAAUCUUCAAUCAUUAUCAGGGUCUGCGGAGGAGGAGGCAUCAGGAUCAAGAGGAGAAGGUCCAGAGGGAGAAGGCUGAGAGACAGCGAUAUGCCCGGGACAGAGACAUCCUCGAGAGACGUGAAAUCCAUCCUGCCCAAGAUGAGUUUCCUGGUCACGCUGAAUCUGCACAGCACCUGGAUGAGGGCUAUAGUUCUUCCACCGGCUUUGACGGCUCUUACCUGUCCGAAGAACCCGCGACGCCUCCGCAGGUCAAGAUUGACAAGAGUAACUUGCUACUCAUCGGCCCUACCGGCGUCGGAAAGACGUACAUCCUAGAAACUUUGAGCAAGAAGCUCAACGUGCCGUUCACGAUAUCCGAUUGUAACUCCUUUACACAAGCCGGUUAUAUCGGGCAGGAUGUGGAGGCAUGCGUAGAGAGGCUGUUGAUCGAGUCCAACUACGACAUCAAAGCAACCGAACACGGCAUCAUCGUUCUGGAUGAGUUCGACAAGCUGGCCAAGAGGGAAAGCAUGAACGGCCGGGAUGUUGGCGGAGAAGGUGUCCAGCAAGCCCUACUGAAGCUCGUCGAGGGUUCCAAGGUGACCAUUAACGUCAAAGACAACCGGUCUUCGCGAUCAACACCGCCCAUCACUACCAACUACACGUCAUCGAGCUCGACGUCGGCCCCGCAGUCCACUCCGCCGCAGGGGAAGGUCGACCAAUACACCAUCGAUACCACGAACAUCCUGUUCGUCUUCUGCGGCGCCUUUGUUGGUCUCGACAAAGUUGUCGUGCGGAGAGUUUCGAAGCCGUCGAUGGGCUUUGGCUCAGAACUACGAGGCAAGCAGAGCCUUUCCGGCAACCAUCACGAUCUACCGCGUCAGUUGUUUUCGCAUCUGCCGCAUGUUGACCCGGAAGCGCCCGCAACAACGUACACCCCAUUGGACUUGACAACGCCGGUCGAUCUCCAAGCCUUCGGGUUCAUCCCUGAGUUGAUUGGCCGAGUGCACAACAUCUGUGCUUUGAGCCCGUUGUCCCUGAGUGAUCUCUACCGGAUCCUGACAGAGCCACGAAACUCGCUAGUUGCGCAGUACACCGCAUUGUUCGAAACCUACCCUUCCCGCUUGCAUUUUACCAAGAAAGCAUUGUUUUCCAUUGCCGAACGAGCUGCCAAAGCCGAGACUGGAGCUCGCGGCCUUAAGAUGGAAAUGGAACGUGUCCUCGCGGAGCCAAUCUUUGACGCGCCUAUGCCGUAUGUCUUGAUCACCGAGGGCUGCGUGAAAGGCAUUGAGAAGGCCGGAUACUGGGGCAAGGAUGGCCGCUUGGAGUUGGAGCGAAAGAUGGCGGACGAGGACGCUGAGCAAAGCGCUCGCAUCCCCGACGUCACCUUUGAGCAGUACCGAGAGGCCGGCCAGAGCGGCGCUUGAAGACGCUUGCUUUAGUAUAAUGCUGCCAUAACCUACUUU
This is a messenger RNA of Colletotrichum destructivum, 1950 nucleotides long. RefSeq names its product Putative AAA+ ATPase domain, ATPase, AAA-type, core, Clp ATPase. Gene Ontology annotation, molecular function: ATP hydrolysis activity; ATP binding. Lineage: Eukaryota; Fungi; Ascomycota; Sordariomycetes; Glomerellales; Glomerellaceae. The transcript is spliced from 4 exons. The record is from RefSeq and is a predicted model, not a curated record. Bases 1 to 1911 code for a protein of 636 amino acids. Gene Ontology annotation, cellular component: mitochondrial matrix.